Messenger RNA from Oldenlandia corymbosa var. corymbosa, 1065 nucleotides. Lineage: Eukaryota; Viridiplantae; Streptophyta; Magnoliopsida; Gentianales; Rubiaceae. The record is from the annotation of a GenBank genome assembly.
AUGACAUCAAUGUUGGAUACGGGAAGCAGCGUAACAUGGUUCCCCUACAGUAAUCACUACAAUUGCUCUGAUUGUGGCAAUAAUGAUGAUGACCGUAAUUCUACAAAUUUCAUUCCAGAACACUCCACUUCUGCCCGUGUAUUGGAGUGUACAAGCCCAGAGUGUCAGGAAUUCCAUGUAAACAAUCUAUUUUGCAAUGAUUGCCAUGAAAGCUCCAAGCCGAGUAAUUGUACCCAACUAUGUCCAUAUAACAUAGGAUAUGGAAUUGGAUCGACCUCUGGUUUUUUCUUGUCAGAGACCCUUCACUUCUCUGACGCAAUCCAAGUCAAGGAUUUCGUCGUCGGCUGCUCCACCAAAGCAUCCCAAAUGUCCGUUGGGAUAGCGGGAUUCUCUGUUAUCCGGAUUCUUCUAUUUGCGGAGAAUACCCGUGUCAAUGUCGUGGCGACAUUGACUAGGCAGCUCAUCAUGGUUAGGGAAGGCGGCGACGGCGGUGGCUAUCGGAGUAACGAUUCCCAGUCUGGGAUUGUCUAUACUCCGUUCACGAGAUUUCAAACUGUAGAAAGCUAUUAUUAUGUUACAGUAACAAAAAUCACGGUAGGUUUGGUCGACAUUAAAGUCCCGAAUCGGUAUCUUGUGCCAGGGCCGGAUGGCAACGGAGGGACGAUCGUUGAUUCCGGCACUACUUUCACGGUGAUGGACGACGAGAUUUUUCAACUGGUGUUGGCAGAGUAUGAAAAUCAAAUGGGACAGUAUUAUCCUAGAGCUGAUGAUCUUAAUAUAGACAACCAGGCGAAUUUGACGUGUUACAACGUAUCCGGGUCAAAUCCGGGGGAUUAUACGGAGCUGAACUUCUAUUUUGAGGGUGGAGCGAAAAUGGCAGUUUCCAUAUCGGAGAGUUUUGAUCCGAACCCGGAUGUGGUUUGUUUGACGCUACUGUCAGCGCUGAUACUCGGAGAUGAUCAAUCCGGACCGUCCAUCAUUCUGGGCAAUUUUCAGCAACAAGAUAUUUACUUCGAGUAUGACCUAGAAAACCAGAGGCUUGGAUUUCGAAAGCAAAUUUGCUAG